Molecule: messenger RNA, 813 nt
Organism: Colletotrichum phormii
Lineage: Eukaryota; Fungi; Ascomycota; Sordariomycetes; Glomerellales; Glomerellaceae
Product: essential for mitotic growth 1
Exons: 3
Coding region: 1-813 (270 amino acids)
Biological process (GO): rRNA base methylation
Cellular component (GO): nucleolus; small-subunit processome
Molecular function (GO): rRNA (pseudouridine) methyltransferase activity; rRNA binding
Source: RefSeq, a predicted model, not a curated record
AUGGAAGACACGGCAGACAGUUCGCACAAGGGCAAGCCUGCAAAGCUAGCUAUAAUCUGUCAACUUGGCACCCAGUCACUUCCUCCUCCGGCUCUCCCUCAGCUGGUUGCUGAACAGCACACCGCCAUCCCAUUCACCGACAAGGACUCUCAGCGCCUCAUCGUCGUUCUCUCCAACGCCAGUCUCGAGACGUACAAGGCCUCACAUGGCGGUACUGGUCGCAACGGCGUCCAGCGUGAGGAGAAGUACUCGCUACUCAACAGCGACGAGCACAUUGGAGUCAUGCGCAAGAUGAAUCGCGACAUCAGUGAUGCGCGCCCGGAUAUUACACAUCAGUGCCUCCUGACCCUGCUCGACUCUCCCAUUAACAAGGCCGGCAAGCUUCAGAUCUACAUUCACACCGCCAAGGGUGUCUUGAUUGAGGUCUCGCCGUCUGUUCGUAUCCCGCGUACAUUCAAGCGUUUUGCCGGUCUGAUGGUUCAGCUGCUGCAUCGCCUGUCUAUCCGCUCGACCAACUCGCAGGAGAAGCUCCUUCGCGUUAUCCAGAACCCCAUCACCGAUCACCUUCCGCCCAACUGCCGCAAGGUCACCCUCAGUUUCGAGGCCCCUCUGGUACACGUGAGGGACUACAUCGACACCCUCGCUCCCAAGGAGAGUGUUUGCGUCUUCGUCGGUGCCAUGGCCAAGGGUGCCGAUACCUUUGCUGAUGGUCUCGUGGACGAGAAGAUUUCCAUCAGCAACUACAGCUUGUCCGCCAGCGUCGCUUGCAGCAAGUUUUGCCACGCCGCCGAGGAUUCCUGGGACAUUCAGUAG